Cryptotermes secundus is the source of this 4977-nucleotide messenger RNA. RefSeq names its product pyruvate dehydrogenase phosphatase regulatory subunit, mitochondrial. The record is from RefSeq and is a predicted model, not a curated record. Lineage: Eukaryota; Metazoa; Arthropoda; Insecta; Blattodea; Kalotermitidae. The transcript is spliced from 16 exons. Gene Ontology annotation, molecular function: protein binding; oxidoreductase activity. Gene Ontology annotation, cellular component: mitochondrion; mitochondrial matrix; cytoplasm. Bases 903 to 3704 code for a protein of 933 amino acids.
AACAGCUGUUACUGUUUAAUAAAAUCUGUAAUUAGGAGGAUUGAGGUUAUGUGUGCUUUAUUCGCGAUCAUUUGUUUGUAACUAGACAAUGAAUAUGUAAUUUUUACUUUGAGUUAUUAUGCAAAUUACGUAUUAUUACGUUUCAUUUUGAUAGAUCCUCUUAGCCAUAGGUUGAGUACUCCUUAUUUUAAAUUCAUUCUGAUUUUAUGUCUAAGUAGACAGUCCUUCCCAUUUAAGGUUCUGAAGUGUGUUUAAAUACGCGAUGGACUGUAGUUUAUCUGGAUAUGGUUACUACGUAGAAAGUAAAGGAAUCAACCCUUCUAAAUGUCUUACGCUAUAAAUUUUUAUUUAAGACAAGUGUGUCAGCUGAGGUUAAAACUAAUACCAUGAAACAGAAAUUUUUAAAAGUUUAGUGUCAAAUUUAGUGAAAAAAAUUCCAUUUUUUUUAUGGAUCCUGGAGGUUCAUUAACGCGCUCACAAGAGUCCGCCACCAUCCUAUCAGAGGCAUAUGAAUCCAGCUCACGUCCUCCCACCCAGUUUUACUACCAGCUGUUUUAAUAUUAUCCUCGUCUACAUGCCUAGGUAGUAUGGUUAAAAACGGACUAAAGAUUUUGACCCUCUGAGAAAUUCCUUGUGUGUCAGAAACAUUCGCUUAACAUUGCAUACAUAUGAACAGAUGAUUUUGUAGUAUUGUUUUGUGAUUGCUGUUUGAAAUUUCACAUGCUCAGCUGCAGUGAACAAGGGUCAUGGAGGAAGUUGCAUAGUUAGAGCUCAUAAUUUGUACUUUUCACCGAAUAUUGUUAGGAUGAUAAUACUGGGAGAAUGGUAAAGGCAGGGUGUUCAUGUAACAGAUGAAUUCAUACAGUUGAAGGGAAGACACCAGUUUGGAGACCUAGGUGUAGAUGGAUUCAGUAUGUUUCUCUGAAAUAUUGAGCUGUGAACAUUUAAUGAUGUUUCAUCAGCAUCAGAUAAUUCACAGUGUUAUCAGCACCACUGCAUGCAGACGUCUGUUGAAUGCAAGACACAUUACAGGGGUAGGCUCAAGAUACCAGACAACUGCAUCAUUUCCGUAUGAAGUAGAGGACAUCAGCGUCAGUGAUGGAGCACCUGUGUCACUACCAAAGGAAGCUAAAGUGGUUAUUUGUGGGGGUGGGGUCAUGGGCGCAGCGGUAGCAUACCAUCUGGCCGAGUUGGGGUGGGGACCACAGACCGUUCUUAUCGACAAAGGACGAUGUGGUGGUGGAACAACAUGGCAUCUCUCAGGAUUAGUCGGUGUUUUCAAGCCAUCUCUGGCGCAAGUGAAGUUAGCAAAAUCCAGUGUUCAGCUGUACAAAAACAUGGAAGCGAGAGGACUGAAGACAGGCUGGAAGGAAUGCGGCAGUUUGUGUAUCGCCAGGACCAGAGACAGGAUGAUUGCUUUCAGGAGGAUGAAGGCUCAGGCUGUGUCAUGGGACAUAGAUUGUGACUUAGUCACUCCACAAGAAGCGCAGAAGUUGUGUCCCCUGAUCGCCGUGGACGAUCUUCAGGGCGGACUCUGGAUACCUGGAGAUGGAGUUGGAGAUCCCUACCAGAUCUGUCUGUCACUUAUCUCCGCUGCUAAGGAGGGGGGACUGCAGGUUGUAGAGAACUGCGCUGUGCAACAGGUCCUGAACCAGAACAGGAAGGUAGUCGCUGUUGGCACAAGUAGAGGCAUGGUUGAGUGCCAGUAUUUUGUCAAUUGUGGAGGUUUCUGGGCUCGCAAGAUUGGGAAGAUGAGUGAGCCUUAUGUGAAAGUCCCACUUCAUGCCUGCGAACAUUACUAUCUGCACACAAAACCAAUUCCAGGCCUUGAUCCCAUGACUCCAGUUGUCAGAGACUUGGAUGGCCAUAUCUACUUCAGGGAGAAUGGAGGUUCGCUUCUUGCUGGAGGGUUUGAACCCAAAGCUAAACCUGCAUUUGAAGAUGGCACCAUACCAGAGUCAUCAGAGGAACGUAUUCUCCCUGAAGACUGGGACCAUUUUCAUGUCCUGCUUGAGCAGAUGCUGCACCGAGUACCGAGUCUUGGUGAUGCAGUGCUUGAGCGACUGUGCAAUGGACCAGAAGCCUUUUCACCUGACUGUAAAUGGAUUGUUGGUGAAGCCCCAGAGAUCCAGAAUUACUAUGUGGCUGCAGGCAUGAAGACUAUUGGCAUUUCGGCUGCUGGAGGAGUUGGAAGGGCCACAGCUGAGCUAAUCGUCAAUGGGUCCUCAUCAUACGACAUGUACGAACUUGAUGUUAGUCGCUUCCUUGGGCUCCAUAAUAAUCGGAAGUUUCUCAGAGAUCGGGUCAGAGAAGUUCCAGGUUUGCAUUAUGGCAUCAUAUACCCUUUUCAUGAAUUCAAAACCGGGAGAAACUUGCGGAUGUCACCCAUCUAUCCAAAACUGAGGGAAGCGGGUGCCGUGUUCGGACAAGUUAUGGGCUAUGAGAGGCCAGCGUGGUUUGACCCUGGUUACGCAUCAGGGAAUGAAUCUGGCUCCAAAAAUGGCCUUCAUCCUUACCGAAUUGCUUACACAAAUACGUACGGCAAACCCCCAUGGUUCAACUUUGUCCAUGACGAAUACGAAGCUUGUCGGGAACAAGUUGGUCUCAGUGACUAUUCUUCUUUCACCAAAAUAGAUUUUUGGUCCAAAGGAACAGAGGUGGUAGAUAGCCUGCAAUACUUAUGUUCCAAUGAUGUGGACAUCCCUGUUGGUGCAAUAAUUCACACCGGAAUGCAGAACAAGAAGGGUGGUUAUGAAAACGACUGCAGUCUGGCAAGAAUUGCAGAGAACCAUUACAUGAUGAUAGCUCCUACCAUCCAGCAGACGCGAUGCAAGGCAUGGAUUCAGAGACAUCUGCCCACUGAUGGCUCAGUUUCAUUGUCGGAUGUGACCUCUAUGUACACGGCAAUCUGUGUGAUGGGACCGUUCUCCCGCGUUUUCUUGUCUGAACUCACCGACACAGAUCUUAGUCCAAAGUCUUUCCCCUUCUUCACAUUCAAGGAACUGGACAUUGGUUUAGCGAAUGGAAUUCGAGCAAUGAACAUCACUCACACAGGGGAGCUGGGCUAUGUCCUAUAUAUUCCAAAUGAGUUUGCUCUGCACGUGUACACGCAGCUCAUAGAAGCAGGGCAGAAAUACGGUAUCCGGCAUGCGGGGUACUACGCCAUGCGUGCGCUUCGAGUGGAACGGUUCUUUGCAUUUUGGGGUCAGGAUUUAGACACAACGACUACGCCUCUAGAGUGUGGGCGCUCUUGGCGGGUAAAGUUUAAUAGAGACAUGGACUUCGUUGGGCGUGAUGCUUUGAUGAAGCAACGUGAUGAAGGUGUGAAGCGAAUGUAUGUGCAACUGAUAGUUCAGGAUCACGACCAUGAAGUUGAUAUAUGGCCGUGGGGCACAGAGCCGAUCUACAGAAAUGGCAAAUACGUUGGUGCCAUCACGACGACAGGCUAUGGUUUCACAUUCCAGAAACAGGUAUGCCUGGGGUUUGUCCAGAACUUUGAUGAUAAGGGGACAGCCCAAGUGGUGACACCGGAAUACAUCACCACAGGGCAGUAUGAGGUGGACAUCGCUGGGAUAAGGUACCCAGCCAAAGCGAACCUCCAUUCACCAAAUUUGCCAACGAAAUAUCCAGACAAGGAGAGACUUGCGUACAGGGCGACUAGAGAUAUUGUUAAUGAUGUCGUCAUCAGUACACGCAGCAAGUGAAUGUGAUAGUCUGCAAGUCACUGUUGCGACUCAGAAUGCUUGUGUGAAUGCGUGGGGAGUGUCAGUCAGGCUGGAUUGCUCUAACGAACUGGAGUGGAUGUGGAAGGAAGGGGUCAUGGUCCAAUUUGUGAUAUCCCAUUAUGUACCUGGAGGGGCUGAGGAAAACCACGGAAAUCUCAGUCACAUCUGAGGGCCAGGAUUUGUGGACAACGAAACAAGAGUGUUGCCAACUUGACUGUGACAUCCGAAUAUGCAUGUCUGUAGGAUUAAACUGGCAUGUGUAUCGGACAUAUUCUGUUGUCUCAUUUUUUGGUUGAGGAACAUGGCAUUUUUGAAGGUGGCUGUGCUUCCAAUGUCAGGUGAAAAUGUGGAGCCUACACUCUCAAGUGCAUUAAGCAAUGCUAUGUCUGUCCUCGGACACCUUUGAUGUUGUCUUCUUUCAACCAGAAAUGAGACCUUGCGAGAUGUUGAAUGCGUGCCUGUUUAAUAACACAUCUUGGGAGAAGAUGGUCCAGUACAUGGCAACUUUCGGAUAAUUUUGUUAGUAGGGACUGUGUAGCCGUAGAUUCAGUCUUUGCUUUGGUGACCAAGAGUGGCGCAUUGUAUGGAACACUGAACAAUGAUUUUGUUACCUUUUUGGGGGAUCAGUACUACCAAGCACUUCAUGAUAUGUGUGGUGUGGCUGUUGAGCAACUGAGCUAAGGAAAGGUGUAGUUCUGUUUCAGAUAGUUCCCUAAACUUUAAAUUGUUUCAUGUUGGAAUUAGUAGAGAGCUCUGUAACAUUUGAGGUCUUCAUGGUGGUGACUAUGAAGAAUGCCAUCUUCUGGGAUGUGGCGCUAUUAGAUAUUGUAUAAACCCUCGUUUCAGAGGACCGUAUCACCUCCAUCUUCAGGGUAGAAGGAAAAGUAAAAAUCCAUGAGUGAGGAAGCUGCAUGUGCAGGUGGCUGUACAGCAACAUGAAUGUGCGUUGUGAUAUCCCUACUUCUGUUUGUUACGCAGUUACACGGGCUGAAACUGUAUUUUGAUAUGGUUUUCCUUCUUAAUGUCUAGUCAUGGGUUUGGUGAAGAUCAGCCGUAAGUUCAUUGCAACUUACGGAACUGUAUAUGUUAUUUUUAAGUAUGACACGGGUCAUGAUGGAUUGAUUUCAGUUGUGUGUAAGUACAUAGCCACUGGUUUUACAGUCUGUCAUGUAAAUACACAGAGAUGAGUGUAGAACUGUGCAAUAUUCUCUGCUGCAUAUAGCUUAAAAAUAAAAGCAUAUAUAUAACUUUU